GUGGUUUUUCCAGCAUGUGUUUGUGGUUUUGAUUCUGAAUGAAUGCAAAAUCCAAAUUACAUAUAAAAGCGUUGAGUAGCAAGUGGGUGGGAAAUUACAUCCCAAGGUAGAAGUUGUUUUGCAGUAGGCCUAUUUGCAGGAUCCAUAUUGAAACAACUAGCCUAGUCUACAUUGACAAAUCCAUCACUAUAUUGCCUGCCUGACAGAUUCUCCUUGACACCGAAGUAUCCAAGAGGAAACUUCCUGUGAGUUAGGAUAGUGGCAACCAAAUCAUCAAAUUCCUCUCUCCAAACCAAAAUAGAUGAGCUCCAAAGCAACCACUCCAACCAUCCAAAUAUCGGACUCGAAGCUCUUGCGACCCUCUGGUGCAGCAGCUAGAUGAUAUAUGGCCGACACACGGGGCUGAGCUUCUUGCUAGGGUAUAGGUGCUCGUUGUAGUAGUCGAAGACACGCUGAACAUUUCGUUUGGCGUCAUAGUAGAUGUGGGCGGCGCACACCCUCCCGUGGGUGUGGCCUAGCUCGUGAAUAGAGGCAAACACGCUGAUCAGGCGCUGGAGGAUAGCGAGCAUUAGUCCCUCUGGCAUCAUAUCGAUGUAGUACCUGGCCAUGAGCUCGUAAAGUGAAUUUCUCCACCUCCGGCAUAAUGGCGUAGAGAUAUGGCCCGUCCACGAAAUGGUGCGAGUAUAUGUGGUUGCUCAUUGAGUUGGAUGCUCAUACUUAUUUCCCGCUCCAGUGUGGCGGCAUCGUCGGGAUCCAGGUUCCGGUGAAGCCGUUUAACCAGGAAACGUUUCCUUUCACCUCCCACCAUCCUCUACGCUUUGGUCACCGUUGCACUGCCGUCCAGGCUACACCCCACUGCUUGCUUUAAUACAAAACCUUGCUUUAUCAUCUUCCUACAAGUAUAAAAAUGUAUAUACUACACUACACAUAUAAGAUUGAAUUUUGCAGGUUGGCUGAAGACUAGGUAGGUAGGUUGAGAAUAACAAGGAUCACCACAUAUAUGUAUGCCACCUAUAAAUAUAAAAGUUUUAAACAAUGCAAUGAAUCUAAAAUUAAUUAAGAUGGAUGAGGAUGACAAGGUCACAUUAGACCCCAACAUCCUUAAACGAGUUCAGUACAGACGUUCAUCCCUGAAAUGUUAUUUCUUUGAUUGGAUUUCUCUCGAACUCUACUGGUGCAAAUACUACCCAAAGCCGAUACACUCUAGGAAAGAAGAUAAUAACUCCAUACCCCGUCUCCUUGUUCACCAAGGAGUGGACGCCUUCCAGCUGAUCCAUUUCAUACCAAUCACCUCCUCCGCCUACGUCGCUCGGCUCUGGCUCUGGCUCUGGCUCUGGCUCAGCUCCUCAGUCAGGGAAAAAGACCCUGAGGGCGAGCGACGACUGAAGGCGGAUGUGUGGUUGCUAGGAAUUACUGCCUUGGAAUUGGCUUAUGGUGGCCUCAGGAUUACCAGCAGGAGAGAGCUAGAAUCAAUUGUGACAAAGUUAAAUGUGGAGGAUUAUCCACACUUAUAUAGGCGAGUUAGUAUCGUUACCAAGUCAAUGUGGGGACAAGAAUUAUGAAUUUUAACACGCCCCUCACGUGUGGGCCGGAAUGACACAUCGGUCGAUGUGGGGACAAGAAUUAUGAAUUUUAACAC
Messenger RNA from Salvia splendens (bonfire salvia), 1639 nucleotides. RefSeq lists its product as uncharacterized. The transcript has 2 exons. The record is from RefSeq and is a predicted model, not a curated record. Lineage: Eukaryota; Viridiplantae; Streptophyta; Magnoliopsida; Lamiales; Lamiaceae. Bases 1005 to 1562 code for a protein of 185 amino acids.